ACGUCACGCUGCUAGUGCAUGUGCGCGUGCACUGAGGCGGAGUGGAGAGUAGUGAUGUCGGAGGAGGUUGGGAGGAAAGUGCAGGCGGUGGUGGACCGGGUGAAUCAAGCGGUUUCCCGGCGCCCGAAGACGUUACCAUGUAUAGCCCCUCGUCUGGUAGCGGUUAGUAAGACUAAACCACCAGAGAUGGUGGUGGAGGCUUACAAACAUGGACAACGAAACUUUGGAGAGAAUUAUGUAAAUGAACUUGUUGAGAAAGCUUCCCAUCCCCUGGUUGUCUCAUCAUGUCCUGAAAUUAAAUGGCAUUUCAUCGGUCAUCUGCAAAAGAAUAAUGUCAACAAACUGUUGGGUGUCCCAAACCUGUAUAUGGUAGAGACGAUAGACUCUGUGAAACUGGCUGAAAGAGUCAACAGCUCUUGGCAAAAAAUGAGAGCCGCAAACACACAGCGGUUAAAGAUUAUGGUUCAGAUCAACACCAGCGGAGAGCAAAGUAAACAUGGCCUGCCUCCCGAUGAGACUGUAAACCUGGUAAAACACAUUGUGUCUCAGUGUCCUGCUCUUGACUUCGCCGGGCUCAUGACGAUUGGCCGUUACGGUUACGACCUCAGCGAAGGCCCCAACCCCGAUUUCCAGAUGCUGGUGGAACGUCGUGAGGAAGUCUGUGAAAGUCUGCAGAUCCCAGUAGAGCAGGUUGAGCUCAGUAUGGGCAUGUCUACUGACUUUGAACAUGCGAUCGAGGUUGGCUCUACAAAUGUGCGUGUCGGCAGCACUAUUUUCGGCACCCGAGAAUACCCCAACACCCCUAGUCCCAGUCCGGAGAGAAAGCCAAAGGUCGUCUGUGAGGAAGCAGCCAGAAAACUGGACCGGCUCACGGUCACAAAGCAAUGAAUGAUGGGGGAAAAGGUUACUGAGCUAAAUGUGGGACCUCUUGGGUUUCUUCCCAAUGACUGGGCUCACCAUUCACCAGUCAAGGGCCUUUAAUAUGUCGUAACUAACACUGCUGACCUGGUCUUCUGUGGCUAAAGAACUAGAAAGAAGUGUGAUUUAAUAACUGGAUUACUACAUUUACUUCCUGAAGGUGUUUUUAUUGUCGAAAGCUCUCCAGAAGUGUCCUCCAGCCAUCUGUAAAUUAUUUAAGCUUGGUUUUGCGAUCAUUUUUAUAACAGAUACAGGGUCAGCACAUGCUCAGUUUGGUAGAUGUGAGGUAUAAUUUGUCUUUUCCGUUAGAUUAGAUGUUAGUAACCCAUUUUAGCAUCUAAUUAAAACAAUAGGAUGUAUUAUUUUUUCUAGCUUUCUAGAAGUGUGUAGGUGUAGUUUAUAGUGUGUUUUGUUCACAAUCAUAAAUGUAAAUGAUAUAAAUAGCACAUUUAUAGUAUUGCUUCAGUAUCUACCUGUUGCAGUGAAAACUGUGUCAGGACUGAUGUGUGUGUGUGUGUGUGUGGUGUUGUCAUCAAUUCCUGUAGGAUUUCAUAUCGCCCAAAACACUGGCGUUGAAUUUAGCAUUGAUCAACAGUCACACUGGUUUCAGUACAGAACACAGAAAUAAAGGUGCUAUUAAUACAGAGAGGAGCAUUUACAUGGCAUUUUGGAGACACUGAGGGUCUGAGGCCUUUUACAAUGCGAGAGAGAGAUUAUCCUGAUUCUUGGAAGCUUGUUUAGAGGCAAUCACAUCAUAUUUUUAUUUUAAAAAAUUUUGAUUAAUACAGUAUUGUGUCAAACUAAUAAGUUUACGGUUUGUGGUAGGUUGUGAAAAGCCAAAACUGAAAUUAACAUCUUUUUUUUUUCAAUCUGUGUGUCAAAUAGCAUCUUGUAACUUAGCAGUAGAUAAUUAAAUAUAAAUAUAGAUAUAUUUAACUAUUGAUAUAUAAAUAUAGAUAGUACAUAAAUAUUUAAUUGAUUUAGGUGAGUGGAGCAAUAAAACACUAGAAAAAUAAAUGGUUUGUGUGGCAUGUAUAAAUGCAGUGGUCAACUUUAGUAUUUCAUAUAUAUUUUAAUUAAUAUAUAAUUAAUUUAAUUUGCAUUUUCAUUCAGUCCAAUGCGAAAAGGAAAAGACCAACAAGUGGGCGGGGCAAUAUGCUAGCGUUUGAUUUUGACGACAACGUGAAACGGCUUAGGAUUCGUUUUAAAAACGACUCGUUUCAUUAAUUCAGAGUCGAUUCUUUCUGUUGAGAGACAUUAAACUUUAUACACGGUGCACUUUCAGAUUUAUAACUUCGCAGGAUUUUUUCAUUUAUUUAGAGCUGUGUUACACAUUGCAUGAAAGGUAAAUUUCAGGAAUCCAUAUUGGGGUACUUCAAUAAUUUCGUAGAAACAGAUUUUUAUUUUAUUUUCAUGAAUUGAGUUUAAAAGAA
Carassius auratus (goldfish) is the source of this 2351-nucleotide messenger RNA. RefSeq names its product pyridoxal phosphate homeostasis protein-like. Lineage: Eukaryota; Metazoa; Chordata; Actinopteri; Cypriniformes; Cyprinidae. Gene Ontology annotation, molecular function: pyridoxal phosphate binding. The record is from RefSeq and is a predicted model, not a curated record. The transcript is spliced from 8 exons. Gene Ontology annotation, cellular component: intracellular anatomical structure. Bases 19 to 888 code for a protein of 289 amino acids.